AUGGCCGACGCAUGUAAGGGCAUCUGGGAUUUGAAGGAGGAUGAAGUGGGACUACUAGAGGAUAUUCUCAACCACGCCGACCUGCUGGAAUUCAUCUCAUGCAGUGAAUGCAUGGGAGAGGAACUGGAUGCUGGAAUUGUUGAUUCUCUCACGAAACCAGAGUUAUUUAAAAACGUGGAUGAGAAAAAAAAGUGGAGAUUUAACCUUCGCCUUGCUCUCCAACUGAAUCGUACCGACUUUCUCAGUGAGGAUAUGUUUGCUGGAGUGGACCGGGACAUGGUGCCAAAAAAAUUUGUGGAAACAAGCCUCUUGGAAGAUAAGAGAGAUUUCCUUCAAUUCCUUCUGGAUUCGGGCUUUCCGCUGCAUAAGUAUAUCACACCAGAGCUUAUUGUGAAGCUGUACCAAGCGGACGUCAAAAGCAACACGCCAGAGAAGAUUACAAUGGAUGUUGUGGAGGCUGUUUUGUCAAAAACCCUUGGGUACAAAUUAAACAAAUGUGGUCAAGAGGCGGAUGACGAGUCGAGCUCUGAAACUUCAGGUGAGUAA
Molecule: messenger RNA, 546 nt
Organism: Dibothriocephalus latus
Lineage: Eukaryota; Metazoa; Platyhelminthes; Cestoda; Diphyllobothriidea; Diphyllobothriidae
Source: the annotation of a GenBank genome assembly